Carassius gibelio (silver crucian carp) is the source of this 1369-nucleotide messenger RNA. Its product is annotated as BTB/POZ domain-containing protein KCTD6. Gene Ontology annotation, molecular function: protein binding. Bases 247 to 963 code for a protein of 238 amino acids. The transcript is spliced from 3 exons. Gene Ontology annotation, biological process: protein homooligomerization. NCBI's taxonomy places the organism in Eukaryota, Metazoa, Chordata, Actinopteri, Cypriniformes, Cyprinidae. The record is from RefSeq and is a predicted model, not a curated record.
UGGGUAGUGGUUUCUGCACUGAUGUGGAGUGAUCCUGCGCUAGUGUAACGUGAGGUCACGUGACUGCGGCUGCUGUGCCGUGUGCUCUCGUCUUUGAGCAGCAAACACUCAAGAGUCGUGUACAGCCGCUAAAUGAUCAAAAACCGACGUUUAAACCCCUCAGGCCUGGCAAGAGGUCUAACUAUAAACCAACUUUAAUAUCCUCGCUUCUUCUGUGGGUCAGACCAGUCUACCUAUCCUUAUCAAAUGGAUAAUGGGGACUGGGGGAAUGGCAGGUUGACUCACCCAGUCACCCUAAAUGUUGGAGGUCACCUCUACACGACCUCCAUCUCCACUCUUCAACGUUACCCAGACUCCAUGCUGGGCGCCAUGUUCCGUGGAGACUUCCCCACAACGCGGGACGCUCAGGGAAACUACUUCAUUGACCGGGACGGGACGCUUUUCCGCUACAUAUUAAACUUCCUGCGCACAUCCGAGCUCACUCUUCCUGUUGACUUCAUGGAGAUGGACCUUCUGCGUAAAGAAGCUGACUUCUAUCAGAUCGAGCCUUUAAUCCAAUGCCUCAGUGACCCAAAGCCUCUGUACCCGCUGGACACCUUUGAGCAGGUGGUGGAGUUGUCCAGUACCCGCAAGCUGUCCAAGUACUCCAACCCAGUAGCAGUUAUUAUCACGCAACUAACCAUAACAACCAAGGUCCACUCGCUGCUGGAGGGAAUAUCCAACAACUUCACUAAGUGGAACAAACACAUGAUGGACACCAGAGACUGUCAGGUGUCCUUCACCUUUGGACCAUGUGACCACCAUCAAGAGGUGUCUCUAAGGGUCCACCUCAUGGACUAUAUCACCAAACAGGGAUUCACGAUCCGGAACACACGGGUGCACCACAUGAGCGAGCGUGCCAACGAGAACACAGUGGAGCACCACUGGACUUUCUGUCGGCUAGCAUAUAAAGUAGAAGAUUGACCAAUUUAUGAAUGUGCUACCAAAUGUGGUUGCUGCUGUUUCCAAUUCCUUUUAAUCUUUAGAAAUUCCAUUGUCAGUUGAGACCAACAAAGAGGGGGAAAAAAAAGAAAUUUAAAGGAUCACAUCAUGCAAUGCAGAAUAUUUUGCAAAAGCAUUAAAAUAAUAUGAUACAAAUGCAUUUGCAAUAUAUAUCCAGAUAAUACUCAAGCAUCAUUCAGUAACACCUUGACCACAAAAACAAAAACAAAAAAACAGAUUCACCAGAAAUUGUUUCAGGUAUUCAUUCAUUCCUUCAGAUCAGAAAUCUGUCAAACAUUGUGCACUAUGUGCAACACCGAGAUGUUAGCGUGCAUGUAUUUCAAACAUAUUCUUUAACUAUUAAAUGUCCACAUGCUGUAAAUUGAAA